Magnusiomyces paraingens is the source of this 672-nucleotide messenger RNA. RefSeq lists its product as uncharacterized. NCBI's taxonomy places the organism in Eukaryota, Fungi, Ascomycota, Dipodascomycetes, Dipodascales, Dipodascaceae. Bases 1 to 672 code for a protein of 223 amino acids. The transcript has a single exon. The record is from RefSeq and is a predicted model, not a curated record.
AUGGCAAUCCGAGUGCCGACCAUCACACCUGACGACUUGCUAGAGUUCCACCGGCGGCAUUUCCAUGGAGAUCCACUGGGACAUGUUAAAGAGGUUAUUCCUAAAAGUGAUGUAGAAAAAGAUAAAAUAGAGGUUUCUACUGUGGGGACUCUUGUUACCAGCGGUAUAUGCGAAUCUGAAGAUGAGGAUGAUUUAGCAGUAGAAGCAGCAACAGCAGCAACAGCAGCAGCAACAGCAGCAGCAAUACCAAUUCAUCAAACUGAAGAUGCUGGCUGCAGUAACAAAACAAUUGUGGAAUCUACUGAGUCUACUGCAAAGAAGAACAAAAGGACUAAGAACAAGAAUAAUAAGAAUAAUAAGAAAAAACGAAGAAAGCCUAAUAAAAGACUUGACACAGUUGUGGGACCAUCUUCGAGUGGUGGUAUUACCAAAGACGUUAUUAUUUUGGGUGCUGGACCUGCUGAGUUCUCCGCUGCAACAACCUCAGCAUGGUCUGGUAGUGGUGGUGAUGGUGCUUCUUCUUCUUCUGGUGGUAGUGGUAGUGGCAAUGCAACAGUUGUAGGAGCACCAUCGCUCCGCUACAAACGGCCAUAUGGAGCCGUGCAAGCUCGCAACGAGCGCCUGGCGCGCUACAUUCGCAGCUCUGCGCCCGACGGCCCAUUACAGUACUAA